GAAUGUAUGUAAACAUAUGUUACGAAUAAAAAGAAAAAAAAUGUGAAAUUAGAAAAAAAGGAAAAAGUAAAAGUACAAGAGAGCAACAACAAAGACGGUUAGACAAACACAAAGUAAAGUUAAGUAGAUGUCGCGAAAUGUUGAAAUAAAUAAAUAAAUAAAAAAAAAAAUUUUAAGAAAAAAAAGUUCCUAAAAGCUAUUAAUGAUAAUGAUGAUGAUGAUAAUGACGAAAAAAAGAGCAGAGCAGCAAUAACGAUACAUUAAUAAUAUAACCUAUGCUCGCAUAUAUAAAAACUCGAUUAACUGUUGCUUUUUUCCCUCUUAUGAUGUUAGCGAACAGCAGCAAUCAAACGUCGAUAGUGUUAAUAAUGCAUAAGUAAAUAUGUGCGUUUAACGUCAACACAUAUUACUUUUUACACAUGUGUAUGUUUACAUCUACACAUCGUAAACCUUAUCUCAAAGUAAAAUUAAUUCCCAAAAACAAAAGCUCAUUUUGUUGUGAGCGCAAUCGUUUUAACUUAAGCCCAACGAUUAGUUUAAUGUGCGUCUUUAUAAGAAAUCAUUAGACAAAAACAACAACAAAAAAAAAAAAAAGAAAAGAAAAACUACUUCAAGUGUUUUAACUUUAACUCGUAUAAUAGUUAAUGACUCCUUUCUUCUUUUUUUUUUUUUCUUCUAUAAACAUAUGUAUAUAUGUAUAUAUGCACAUACAGCAUAUGCGUAUGUUUACAUUGGUAGUGUCGUUUAACCCAACAUUUUCACUUAUAAUAUACACAGUAAAAUUUUGUUAAAAUUUUAAUAUUCAAUAUAAGUUGUGUGCGUGUAUCGCUCUCCUUUUCACCUUCUCUCUCUGUAUUUGUUUAUUUUUGAAGUCUCUCUUAAUUUUAAUGAAUGGUCUUCAACUGUGAUAUAAUGUGCGUAUCGAUUUACUUAAAACAAUAGCAACAACAAAAACCGAAAAUAAAUAUAAACAACAAAAACCUAAAAGAAGGCUACAGAAACGAUGGACUUGACUGUUUCUCCCGAAUUGGAAGAUUUAAUCAAAUGCAGUAGCUGUAACUUGCCAUUUAACGAUAAUGAUGCCGUGCCAAAAAUAUUCGAUUGUCGUCAUUAUUUUUGCCUCAAAUGUGUCAAUUCAGUAUUAUGUGAAAAUCGUAACGAAAAAGUUGGUAACGGAGCUAGUGGUAACAGCGGUUGCAUAAGCAACGCUACCGAUGUAGCAUUCUGUAUACACUGUUGGAAGCGUACAGAAUUUCGUGGUGGUACAAAAUCACUCGGCGAACAAUUGCCUACACAUAAAGCGAUUUUGUAUUUAAUUAAACAUUUCCAUGGUUUAACAUUGAAUCCUUAUCUAAACGGUAAAUGCUUAAGCAAUGGUUUUGUGGGAGAAAAUAAUUCAAGUUUAAGUAAUGUAAAGAACGCGAAUGAAAUUGUAAAUGGUAAUUGCGAUAAGACACGUUCAGAUUCAUUGGCUUCAACUAAUUCUAUUGGCGUAAAUCUUAACACUGACAGUAGUACAACAACUAAUUUAGUUAGCAAUGGCAACAAUAAUCAAAUGAACGGCUUUGAACGUAAGACUCCAGCAGAGAAUUGUUUAAUUCAUGCGAUGCCUAAUACGUUGUGGUGCAAUUCAUGCAAUGAAGUGUUAUGUCGUGGCUGCGCAGCCGGCGAAGAGCAUCGCAGUCAUGUUGUCAAAAAUCAAAUCGAGGCUAAAGAAUUUAUUCAGGGUGAAAUUGCUCAAGAGCUAAAGUAUAUACAAAAAUCUAUGGAUGAUGUUCAACAUUUAAUGACAAAGCAACGCAAUUUUUUAGUCAAGAUAUUGGAAUGUUGUUCGGCAUUGAAAACUCAUAUCGAAACGGAAUUAGUUAAUCAACGAUUAGCUUUAGAGAUGGUCGAGCUAAGGGAUAUAUUGGGUAAAUUUCAAUUGUGCUUAGAAAUGUUAGAUCAGCAAACGCCAAAAGAAGCUUUAGAUUUGUAUGCUUCGGUGCAAGGUGAAAAAUUACGUUUGACUUUGAAGCAAAGAGAAGUGUUCCUACAAUGUAAAUUAAAUGAAGUAAUGCGUUCGUGUAGCUAUCUCUUCGAUUAUGAUGUCCUUAAGCAAAUACUAAUGCAAUUGCAUAACUGCGGUGGCGGUCAUAUGAUGGGUGAAGUUUUCGGUAAAAGUAACCAACAACAGGAACCGAACGGUUUAUUAUUGUUAACCAACUAUUGUGUGGCUCAACUCUAUACGCGACAAAUAAUGAUUAGAAAACAACAAAUGCAAAUACAACAGCAACACCGCCAACAACAGUUGCAAUUCCCUUCCAAGACUUUGGCAGCAAUUCAACAAAAUUCCUCAUCGAAUUUGCCUAAUACGCUGUUACAAACGAUGAUCUCAAAUGUAAAUAUGCCACCGGGUCUAAAUGGCCACAUCAAUAGUAAUACUAACAAUAAUAAUAAUAAUAAUAAUAAUAAUAAUAAUAAUAAUAGCAACGGCAACAACAGUAAUAACAAGAAUUUAUUAAAUCGACACUUAAAUCAAACCACCAGCUACGCUCAGGCUUUAUUACAAAAUCACAGUACAAAUCAUCAUCAUCUUCAUCAUCAGCAAUCACAACAACAACAACAACAACAGCAGCAACAACAACAACUGCAACCAUCACAACAUGCCUCUGCGCAACAUACACAAAUAUUUGGUCAACAAAAGUCAUACGCUGAUGUUACUUUAAACAAACAACAGGCCAAUAAAGGUUAUCCCGAUUUAAUAACACCGGCCACAAACUCUACAGUAUCCACUACUUUGAAUUUAUUAAGUCAUUCUUCGACAACAACAACAACAACUACCAACAACAAUAAUUAUUUUUAUGCUACAACAGCUGCCAAUAACGAUUUAAACGGCUUAGCUUUGUCAUUAAAUCAAUUGCAACAGCAACAACAACAGCAGCAGCAGCAGCAGCAACAGCAGCAACAACAACAACAACAUCAAGCGACUUCAUUGCUUAGCAAUCCGAAUCUACAUAUUUAUCCCGUUUAUUAUUUUAAUAUCGAAAUAAAUAGUCAGGCAGCCGGUCGCAUACUUAUCGAAGUACGCAGCGACGUGGCCCCGAAAAUGGCUAAAAAUUUUAAUGCUCUCGUUAACCAUGAGCUGGGCUAUGGCUAUAAAGGCUGCCAUAUAUUUCAAUGCUGGGAAAAUGAAAGUAUUAUUACUGGCGAUUUUGAGCACAACAAUGGUCGGGGAGGUCGUUCCGUAUACGAUGAAGGUUACUUUAUGCCUGACGAUACAAAAAUUUUGGCAGUACGCGGCGCUGUUGGAAUGCGUAGAAGUCAGCGACGUCAUGAUAAUUUAGGUUUAGUCGGUUCACAAUUUCGAAUUAUUUUACGGGAAAUGCGUUGUUUUACGGGCAUAUUUGCUUUCGUCGUUGACGGCCUCGAUUUGGUGGAUAAAAUUUCUCAAACCGGUGACACGUCGGGAAAACCGAAAAGUAACGUUAUUGUAGUUAGUUGCGGUAAAUAUCAAUUGAAUUAAGAAUGAAAAAAAAAAAAAAAAAAAAAAAAAAAAAAAAAAAAACUAUAUAUAAUAUUACGUAUUAUCAACUAUCAGAAUCGAAAUUAUUUCUCUCUCUUCCUCCUAUUCUUGACUUUCGAGAUCUAUUAAUAUGUUAAUCCAGUAGUGAUUACUUCAACAGCGCUGAAGUAAUCUAAAGAAGGUUUUCGGUGUAUAUUUUAUUGCAGAUCGAUUCUCUCUCGAUCCUAUCAAAGAGCGAACUGCUUGUGAGCUAAGCGACCUGAAUGCCUUGUAAUAUUUCCCUGCAAAGCCUUUGGGAAAAUCAUACAUUCCCUAGAGUCCAAUUUAUAUAUAGACCAAGUCGGUUGAGUUGGAAAGGUUCAGUUGCCUUUCCUAUCAAUUCCAUAUGGCAUACGAAAAAUGUUGCCUUUAACACAAACCUUUGAUCCAUAUCUAAAUCCUUUCUUUUCUAAUUUUUAAUGCAGCCGCUUAAGCUGCUACAUAGCGCGUCUUACUUUAUUCCCGCAAUUUCACUUAGAUAAACGAAUUAUGAUAAAAAUAAUAAAAAUACAUUUCACUAUUUUGCAAUGAACCCUUUUCAAGAAUAGUUCCCAUUUUAAAAGAGAUGAAUUAGAUGCGGGCAGUGUGUGUCCUUUGAAAAACUUAAUUUGAAAAAAUUUGUUGAUACAGUCGGGCCAGGCUGGCCGUUAAACACUCUACACCACAACCCUUUACUAUAGCAACCAAUUCAAAAUCACUCUUCGAAUUUUCGCUGUCUGUCUUGCUUUUUUGUGCUCACAGUUCGUAAUAUUUGACAUGUUUUGAUGAAAGUUCGUACAUCGAUAUGCUUUGCCACAAGGACGAAUACUAUUGAAAAUAAUUCGGGUCAGACCACUUUUUCAAAUACUUCACCUAAAACACCUUAUUUUGAAAACCAUAUUCAGCGUAACGGCUUAGGAUAUUUCACCAUGGGCCAAAUAUAUAUUUUGCUAUGUUUAUCAUCACUUAUUAAAAAUAUAAACCUUUUUCUCAUACAAAAGCUUGCUUCUCACCACAACCCUCGUAUGAGGUGGGCUACGAAAAUGGACCUAUUGACCUAAAUUUGACUUAGUUGAUUUUUACGUCAAAGUACUGUCUUGUUCCCAACUAUCACAGUGAAAUACGAACCAUUAUAUCAUUUGUCAUCUAACGAUAUAUAUACGAUUCGUUGGAACAGUUAUGUAGGAAGUGGAUUUGAAACAUUGGCCCAUCCAAAAUUUUCACUUCAAGUUAUUAACCAGCGAUUUUCGUCGAGAUAUAUUCAACAUUUUUUUUUGAUAACAUUCUACCAAAGGGGUUCGAUAAGAAAAGUGGUCGCAAGAAUAGUCCGAUCCAAUCCAUUUUCAAUAGCAUUCGUCCCUGUGGCAACACAUGUCGGUGUGCGAAAUUUCGUCAAUAUAUCGCAACCAUUGCGACAUGUACGUUGAACACAAGACGGACGGAUGGAUAGACAAACCAUUUGUUAUUGCUAUAUUUUCGUUUCAAAGCAAAACGUUAGGAAAUCCUAUAUAUAAUUUAUGCUAGACUAUCCCUCCUCUGCAUCACCUGACAUUCCAGAAUUAAUUGGCUUAACUCUCUUGUAAUGGUUUGCCUAUGGUAUGGAAGAAGUGUCAUUAGUACAGGGAGAAAAAAAAACCAAACUCUCGUUUACCUUUGCUACGAAAAUGUCGGCGUUUGACUGCGCUAUCUCUAAUACAAAAAAUAAAUUGGUUGGAUUACUUUAGCUUUGAGUUGAGAGCAAAAUCUUCUUCUUUUUUUAUAUUUUUAAUAGCAGGCAUCUAAAGUCAAAGUGCGAGAGAUAUUAAACCACCCAAUGUUUCUAGAAGUCUAGGGCCGAUCUUUAGGUAAACGUACUGAAAGCAAGGUUAUAGUAGGAAAGUCCAACUUUAUAGUCAGUAUUUUUAACAAUGAGCUUAGGCGAAUAUAAACGACCAUCUAAUAAUUUUAUUUUUAAUCUAUCAAGACUUAACUAAACACCUCAAUGAACUUCGAACGAUUUUCGAAUAGAAAUAAUCUUUUUUUUUUAUUCUUUCAGACAAGCAUUUUUGUUCCACCCUCUCUAUAUAUAAUAUAUAACAAUUUUAUAUAUUUCUUGAUAUAUUGAAUUUAAAAUUAAAUUGUUAUUCUUUACUGUUAGUUAGUUAAUUAGAAAUUAUCAUCUUCUCCUGCCUAUUCGGGCAGAGUUGCAUUUUCAUUAAACGUUUACUGAAAAAUACUGCUAAAGCUAAUGUUUUUUGAUAAGAUUAGGUUAUUAAGGGAAACGUUUUCACCGCAUUACUGGUAAACCCAGCGAUAAAGUGAUUUUAAAGGCCAUUGAAAAAAAUGAAUAAAUAAAUAAACAAACGAUAAAAAGAAACUUUUUUUGUAAAAAAAAAAAAAAAAAUCUACGCACUCUACUUAGUUAGAAAACGUUUAACUUUAAAAAAAUAUACUUUCUACUCGGCACAGAACUUUAAAACAAAAAGAACAGAAAUAAAAAAACCAGAUGUAAUGAUGUAUAAAAAAACCCAUUUCUUUUCAAAGGGGAUCAAACCAAGGCCAAAAGAAAUUAUUUAUAACAUGAAAUGAAAUUUUAAUUUUUUUUAUUAUCAAGGCUUCAAGAAAAGGUCCACCAAAUUUAAUAUAGAAUGAAAUGAAAAAAAAAAAAAUCUCUUCCUCUCUAAAACAAAAAAAAAA
Molecule: messenger RNA, 6199 nt
Organism: Glossina fuscipes
Lineage: Eukaryota; Metazoa; Arthropoda; Insecta; Diptera; Glossinidae
Exons: 2
Coding region: 1004-3505 (833 amino acids)
Biological process (GO): protein peptidyl-prolyl isomerization
Molecular function (GO): zinc ion binding; peptidyl-prolyl cis-trans isomerase activity
Source: RefSeq, a predicted model, not a curated record